Messenger RNA from Monascus purpureus, 2169 nucleotides. Lineage: Eukaryota; Fungi; Ascomycota; Eurotiomycetes; Eurotiales; Aspergillaceae. The record is from the annotation of a GenBank genome assembly.
AUGCUCAUGAGCGAUGGACUGCUGCGCGUAUUUUGGCCGUAUGAUCUUCCGCGCUCCUCGAAUCCCGGUGUCAUUGUUGGAUGGCGGAACUCGGAGCUGGAUUUGUUUGUGAUUGCUAUUUUGGAGGAUGUAGAGCCUCGAAAUGUGGACAAUGCUCUACGUGCAGGGAUCCUCUUUCGCAACAGUCCGCAUCCCAUUGCAAGAUUAUUUAACCUCUGCGGGAGGUCUGCUAUGCAUGUCCUGGGGUCGAUAAAUCCAAAAUCGCCGCCGACAGCGUUUAACCCCUCUCACCUCUAUGUCACCACGAACAACACAAGGAGGGUCCCGAGGAUUUUCUGUCCACCCGAGGCCAAUUUGUCUGUCCAGAUCAUCAUGUUUCACCGCCCGCACCCUACGAAGAUGGAGUACAUGUCGCUGAACCCGAUUUCUCUUGCCCUCACUGACAAGUCGUCGGCCGCCGGGAAAGGGGAAACUAUAAUGGAUAGCAUAGAUACGGAAGAGGAGAGGGACAAGAUCCGCGCCCGCAAACUGGUUGAUAAGCUCAAGUUUCAUACCGUUGUCAAACACAUUCCGACGCAGAAGGAGCUUGUGCUACCCCUUAUAAUCAACCAGAUCAAUUGCGCCUAUGAGAUGGAGAGACUUAUGGAGAAGAAUAGCCAUUUGAUUGGGACUCGCGUCAAACGGAGUUUGAGUGUUGGGGAGAGAGUCGUUGAAUCGGCGACGACAAUAUGGGACCUUUUCAUCUUUGGAAUAUCCUACGUGCUUUGGCGCUGGAUCUGGCCCGUCGUCACAAGAGUCUUUGUCAUCGGACUCGUAUGUCAUCGUUCGAUUGCCGAAUUUGUCCUGCAGGUUUUGGAGUGGCGAGCACACCCUGAUGCGGCUGCGUUAAAAGAUAUAUCUGCGACGGCCCAACAGGUUGAUAUUCGUCUUCAGCAAUUCUGCUAUUGGCCUAUUCAAUAUGCCAAGUUGCGACAACGGAAGGACAACUGGGAGAGUGUCACGACCAGUCAUCCAGAUUAUAUCCGAUUUUAUAACAGUCUGUGGCUGGUCGCCAAUGAUGUGAUAAUUGGCAUCGCACUGGGAUCGUACAUCAUCGACAACGCUAACUGGGUGGCAUAUCAGAUCAACACUGCUCUCACUGGCUGGACUGUGGAAGGCCUGCAGCGUACGAUCUCUUGGCUGAUGGACUGGCCGGCUGGUCUCAAAUUGAAUAACGAACUCGCAGCUUUCUUGGGUGACCUCUUCUUAUGGGUCAUCGAGAACUGGGCAGCCUUGAUUGCGAAUCUCCAACCCUACCUCCAACAGAUCAUCUACGUCGUAGGAUGUUCUAGCUUCGCAGGAGCAAGCAUGCCGAUUGCACUUUUCUCCGACCUCCUCUCCAUCCUAACUGUACACAUCUACUCCUUUUACAUCGCAUCCGCGCGCAUAUUCAAUUGGCAGCUUAGUAUCAUCAUCUCACUUUUCCAUCUUUUUCAUGGAAAGAAGCGCAACGUGCUUCGUAACCGAAUUGACUCGUGCGAUUAUGACCUCGAUCAACUGCUUCUCGGCACAAUUCUGUUCACGCUUCUAUUUUUCCUGCUUCCUACGGUCAUCGUGUUCUACUUGACUUUCGCUAUAGCCCGGAUGUUGAUCAUAUCGUUGAAGGCGACGUUUGAUACCUGUCUGGCAUUUUUAAACCAUUUCCCGCUGUUUGCGCUAAUGUUGCGAGCGAAGAACUCUCGACGGUUACCAGGUGGAAUUAUGUUCGAACUCCGGGAAGAGAGCGACGGGUUCUUUUAUUCGAACGGCGAUUCUCCUGAAACGACAUCUUUCAUACACCUGGAGUCUAUCCCACUCUCCCUCCGCGCAAUGUUCGAUCAAUACUUCCAGCUAGCUCACCGUCUUCGAAAACACUACCUUUCCCCGCGCGUCAUCUUCUGUCUUGUUACCGGCCAAUUCGUUCCGCCCAUCCACCGCCGCAACCUAUACAGUUUGCAAUAUAGCAUGCUGCCGGCCCAUCGAGCGGGCAUGGCAGAGGUAUGGACACUUCUCACCAAACCUAAAAAGAGUGGUGGCGGUAGCAGUGGUUCUGGAUCGAUGGUCGGUGGGAUUGGGGCAACCACUAAUGGCCUGCUGAAGGUCCCUCCUGGAUUCGCGCAGGGAGAUCUUAGAAGGAGGGGACAUCGAUGA